Molecule: messenger RNA, 10018 nt
Organism: Motacilla alba alba
Lineage: Eukaryota; Metazoa; Chordata; Aves; Passeriformes; Motacillidae
Gene: CAMTA1
Product: calmodulin binding transcription activator 1
Exons: 23
Coding region: 1552-6534 (1660 amino acids)
Biological process (GO): regulation of transcription by RNA polymerase II
Cellular component (GO): nucleus
Molecular function (GO): protein binding; transcription coregulator activity; double-stranded DNA binding
Source: RefSeq, a predicted model, not a curated record
GUACCGGUGUCGGCGCCUCCAUUUUACAGGGGCGGGAGGAGAGAGCGGAGGGCAGUUCAUUCUCUGCCUAAAUCCGGUUGAACAUGCUAACACCCCAGGGAUUGGCCUGGUUGUAGUUGGGCACCUCAAGGAACGGGGUUUAGUAGUAAGUAAUAAGGAUUUUUUUUUUCUUUAUUCGCCACAGCACAUGUACAUCCUCCUCUGGAACCCAUUUGCGUUCUUUACUGGGGAACCCCUUCAUAGAAUUCAAGGGUUCUUAUCCCACCCUUUGUCUGGAUUUUUUUUCUCAGAUUGCUUUCGGAAUAUCUUUUUUGGGUUGUUUCUUGGUGGCUGUAGAGCCCCCGGGCAUAGGUUUGAGUUUUGAUGGCGCCGUGAAAUUCAAAGGCUCUGCAGAAAUCUAAAAUUUAAGUAGUGGAGGUGAUUUUGAGUGUUGUUGGCUUCAUCUUCUACUGAUCUCUUUGAUGCUCCCAAAUCCAUUAGUUUGAUCUUUGCUUUGGUCUGGAAAACGUCGGGCUCCAUUCUUUUCUCACUUGGGUGGAAGUACACGAUUAACUGCGCUCAAGUAGUGAAAUGCCACCUGGCUAGCAGGGGUGUGAGCGAGAAGAGAGCGAGCGUUCACCUGGACUUCCUGGCUCAGAUUGUGACGUUUUCGUUCUCUUGGGGGUGACAGUAUUGUCACCAAAGCACAGUCGGGUUCGAUUCACUUUUCGGGCUUCCUGUGCCAAGGUACGAUGGAUUUUUCCUGUGUAAAGCACAGGUUUCAGUGUGCUCAGCCCUGUGAGGCUGCGGCUCUACGGACAGGCAGGUCAGUGUUCCCUGGCUGGGAAGGUAACUUGUCCUUUCCGCUUGUUAUUUACCGCAACUUUUGUCACGUUUGGUCUUGGUAAAUGGUUUCGGGGGGCGGCGGAUGAGGUGAUUCUUUGCUGGGCAGCUGUGUUUGCUCUUUGGAGUAGGGCUGUGCAGGAGCUGCCGGCGAGACGCCCGCUGUGCCCGGCGCUGCCGUCCGGUGUCUCAGCGGCUGGGCCGGCGCCGUCUCCGCUCGGUGCCCGUGCAGAGCAUCGCGGAGGUGGCAGCGGAGCAACCCCGGCUCGGCACCGGCGCCCGGGGUGUUCUCGUACGAAGUCACAGAGCUGCUCCCCCGCUGACCUACUUUUGCGGUGGAUUUUGAAGGAGACGACAUAUAAACCAUUCAUUCCUUAAACCUAAACUCCACCUGUCAGAAACUUAAAUGGGAAUGCUUUUAAGGCAUGAUUCAAGCAGAGCGUUUCGCCGGUAGUGCAGGUGCUGGAGGAGAGAACACAAGUUGCUUUAGAUUUUAGUUACUUCAAUGAGUUAAAAGCGGAUGUAAAUGGCAGCUCGCGGGCCGGCGCUGCUUUCAUUGGGGAGCCGCCUGCUCCAUCCCCCCAGCGCGGUGCAGCAGCGCCGAGCCUCUGAGCAGCAGCGCACGGCUCUGCAGACCUGCCUGGCUUUGGAGCUCCCUGCCGAGCUGCCGGCGGGGCUUCUUGGGCUCCGGGAGCAGCGGGAGAUCCCCGGCGGGAGUUGAGGUUUGGAAUGAGGUUGGCGCCGCUGUCCCCUGGCUGCAGGAGAGAGUUCCACGGCUUGGAGAACUCGGAUGAUCAUGGGAACAGCAAUGGCAGUCAUGUAAAAAUCUUUUUACCGAAGAAGCUGCUUGAAUGUCUACCAAAAUGUUCAAGUUUACCGAAAGAGAGGCACCGCUGGAACACUAACGAGGAAAUUGCAGCUUAUUUAAUAACGUUUGAAAAGCAUGAGGAGUGGCUAACAACCUCCCCCAAAACCAGACCACAGAAUGGUUCUAUGAUCCUGUACAACAGAAAGAAAGUGAAAUACAGGAAAGAUGGAUAUUGCUGGAAAAAAAGGAAAGACGGGAAGACCACCAGAGAGGAUCACAUGAAACUGAAGGUGCAAGGAGUGGAGUGCCUGUAUGGCUGCUAUGUCCAUUCCUCCAUCAUCCCCACGUUUCACAGAAGGUGCUACUGGCUUCUGCAGAACCCAGACAUUGUGUUGGUGCACUACCUGAACGUGCCGGCCAUCGAGGACUGCGGGAAACCGUGCGGCCCCAUCCUGUGCUCAAUAAACACCGACAAGAAGGAAUGGGCAAAGUGGACAAAAGAGGAGCUCAUCGGGCAGCUCAAACCAAUGUUUCAUGGCAUCAAGUGGACAUGCAGCAAUGGCAACAGCAGUUCAGGGUUCUCAGUGGAGCAGCUCGUGCAGCAGAUCCUCGACAGCCACCAGACCAAGCCCCAGCCUCGAACACACAACUGUCUCUGCACUGGUACCUUGGGGGCAGGAAGCAGUGUGCAUCACAAGUGUAACAGUGCCAAACACCGCAUCAUAUCACCAAAGGUUGAACCAAGGACAGGUGGGUACAGCACUCAUUCAGAGGUACAAAAUAACGAUGUCUCUGAAGGCAAGAACGAGCACAGUCACGGCAAGGCCUCCAGCCGAGAGAAGAGGAAUGGCAAAGUGGCAAAACCAGUGUUGCUGCAUCAAAACAGCACUGAGGUUUCUUCCACCAACCAGGUGGAGGUCCCUGACACAACCCAGAAUUCUCCUGUGUCCAUCAGCAGUGGGUUAAACAGCGACCCAGAUAUGGCAGAUAGCCCAGCUGUCACUGGUGUGUCCAGUAUGGCUGUAGCAUCAGUUAUGGGAAGUUUGUCACAAAGUGCCACCGUAUUUAUGUCAGAAGUCACCAGUGAAGCUGUGUACACGAUGUCACCCACAUCUGGCCCAAAUCAGCACCUUCUGUCCUCAGAUGCAGCUGCACAAGGACUGGUACUUGCUGUGAGUUCAGAUGGACACAAGUUUGCUUUUCCAACAACUGGCAGUUCAGAGAGCUUGUCGAUGCUACCCAGCACGGUCUCUGAGGAACUUGUGCUCUCCACAACUUUAGAAGGAAAUAGGAAAAUUCCAGAAACCACCAUGAAUUUUGACCCAGACUGUUUUCUUAACAAUCCCAAGCAAGGGCAGACUUAUGGUGGAGGAGGUAUGAAAAGUGACAGCAUCAAUACCAACAUAAGGCAGUCACCCACAACAGAACGUAGCUUCAACUUCAAUACAACCCUCACAAAAGAAAUUAAAACUGAGGACACAUCUUUCGAACAACAGAUGUCCAAAGAAGCAUUUUCCUCCACUUCUGCAUCUAACACUCUCACACUCAGUACUGGUUCAGGUUUACUUCCAUCUGGAGGAGGUCUGAGCCCAAGUACCACCCUGGAGCAGAUGGACUUCAGUGCCAUUGACUCCAACAAGGACUAUUCUUCCAGCUUCAAUCAGACCGUCCAGAGCCCUCACGUCCAUCAGACCCCUUCCCCCAGCUUCUUUCUGCAGGAUGCCAGCAAACCUCUUCCCCUUGAACAAAACACUCACAACAAUUUGAAUGACACAGGUAGCUCAUUUGUGAACACGUUAGGAAUCUCCAAUGUGAAAACAGAGUCCUCGUCCCAAACCACGUCCAACUGUAACGGCACAGUGGAAACCAGAAUAGAGUCCACCUCUUCUCUCCAGCUCAUGCAGUUCCAAGCAAACUUCCAGGCUAUGACUGCAGAAGCUGAAGUUCCCAUGGAGACCUCCCAGCAGGCAGAAGGAAAUGAAAAUCUACUUAAAUCAGGGGAUCUUCAAGCCUGCAACACGGAACACUACUUGCAGCCUGAGGCCAACGGGGGUAUCAGGAAUGGAAACAACCUCCCUAUUCUCCAAGGAAACAUGGUACAAGGACUCUAUCCUGUGGCCCAUCCUAGCUUAAAUAACUCCUCCAACAUGGAGCUUAACUUAGACCACUUUGACAUCUCCUUCAGCAACCAGUUUUCUGAUCUAAUUAAUGAUUUCAUAUCGGUAGAAGGUGGGAGCAAUGCUCUGUAUGGACACCAGCUGGUGUCAGGGGACAGUGCUGGACUGUCUCAGCCUGAAGACAGUAACAGAGCGACGUACAACCAGGCCGAGAUGUGCAUUCCUUGCUGCAGCCCUCAGCAAGCCAACAUGCAGCUGAGCAGCACAGAGAACGGAGCCAGCACCAUGGCCUACAUGCACGUGGCUGAGGUGGUCUCGGCAGCUGCGGCACAAGGCACUUUGGGGUUGCUGCAGCAGAGUGGGCGCUUGUUCAUGGUGACAGAUUAUUCACCAGAAUGGUCUUACCCUGAGGGAGGAGUAAAAGUCCUGAUUACCGGCCCGUGGCAGGAAGCCAGCAAUAAUUACAGCUGUCUGUUUGAUCAGAUCUCAGUGCCUGCAUCUUUAAUUCAGCCAGGGGUACUGCGCUGCUACUGCCCAGCUCACGACACUGGGCUUGUGACUUUGCAAGUUGCCUUCAACAAUCAGAUCAUCUCCAAUUCUGUGGUAUUUGAAUAUAAAGCCAGAGCUCUGCCAACCCUGCCUUCCUCCCAGCAUGACUGGCUGUCCUUGGACGAUAACCAGUUCAGGAUGUCCAUAUUGGAGCGACUUGAGCAGAUGGAGAGGAGAAUGGCUGAAAUGACAGGCUCCCAGCAACACAAACAAGGAGUAGGAGGCGGGAGCAAUGGGAAUGGGAACAGUGGAACACAGGUGCAGUGCGUUUCUGGGACUGGGAGCCUGGGCAGCUGCUUUGAGAGCCGUGUGGUGGUGGUGUGUGAGAAGAUGAUGAGUCGUGCGUGCUGGGCGAAGUCCAAACACUUGAUCCACUCCAAGACUUUCCGAGGAAUGACGCUGCUCCAUCUGGCUGCUGCCCAGGGCUAUGCUACUCUCAUCCAGACCCUCAUCAAGUGGCGCACCAAACAUGCAGACAGCAUUGAUCUGGAGCUGGAAGUUGACCCUUUGAAUGUGGAUCAUUUCUCCUGCACUCCUCUGAUGUGGGCCUGUGCCCUGGGCCACAUGGAUGCAGCUGUUGUGCUGUACAAGUGGGACCGCCGAGCCAUCUCCAUCCCGGACUCCCUCGGGAGGUUGCCCCUGGCCAUCGCUCGCUCUCGGGGCCACGUGAAGUUGGCAGAGUGCUUGGAGCAGCUACAGCGAGAUGAGCAAACUCAGCUUGGGCAAAACCCCAGGAUUCAGUGCCCCUCGAGCACAGACUCCAACACAGAGAGCUGGGUGUCCCAGUGGCACAGCGAGCUUGUUGCCUCUCAGGAGCCUCAGAAGGGAGUCACAGUGAUUUCCAGUACAAACACAGAGCUGAGGCGGCCAAGAUCAGAACCUUCCAGCUAUUACAGUAGUGAGACUCAGAAAGAUUACCCUGCACCCAAAAAGCAUAAGCUGAGCCCUGAGUAUUUUCAAGCCCGGCAAGAGAAGCUGCUUUCCACUGCACUGAGCCUGGAACAGCCAAGCAUUAGGAAGCAGAACUCCAGCUCCAAGCAAUCCUCCACUGAGACAAUCAGCCCCAGUGAAGGGCUGAGGGACUAUGGCCGGGAGCUCUCCCAGCACAUCCCAGAAGUUACUGGGUACCGGGGCUCUGGCAGCCAAGCAGGCAUCAAAUGGAACCCAAAAGACAUUUAUAUUGGUGUGUCUGCAGUGCAGGUGGCAGGGAGCCAGAAGGGCACUGCCCUGGGGAAGGAGGCUGUGGCCCAUCGGCUCCGCCAGCGGGAGCAGAUGAAUGUGUUGAUGAUGGACAGGGAGAUGGUGGAUGCAGAACUCUUGUCCUACAGGGACAGCGCAGGGGAUGAGGACUGUUUACACCACAUGGAUGAACUGCAGGUGAACAUGAUGACACUUGCAGAGCACAUUAUUGAAGCUACGCCUGACAGGAUCAAGCGAGAGAAUUUUGUGCCAAUGGAGUCGCUGCUGGUGGAGAGGACAGACAGUGCUGCCAUGAGCACCACCAUGAGCUGGCUGGCCAGUUACCUUGCUGAUGUCGAUCACUUGCCCAGUGCUGCACAGAUCAGAAGUCUGUAUAGUGAACCCCUGACCCCUUCUUCGAACACCAGCUUGAGCCCUGCAGGCUCACCAAUCAGUGAAAUAGCUUUUGAGAAACCCAGCCUUCCCUCGGCAGCAGACUGGUCUGAAUUUCUGAGUGCAUCCACCAGCGAGAAGGUAGAAAAUGAGUUUGCACAGUUAACUCUGUCUGAUCAUGAGCAGAGAGAACUCUAUGAAGCUGCCAAACUCGUCCAGACAGUAUUCAGGAAAUACAAGGGUCGUCCUCUCCGGGAACAGCAGGAGGUGGCUGCUGCUGUCAUUCAGCGUUGCUACCGAAAGUACAAACAGCUUACUUGGAUAGCCUUGAAGUAUGCACUUUAUAAAAAGAUGACGCAAGCUGCCAUUCUUAUCCAGAGCAAAUUCCGAAGUUACUAUGAGCAGAAAAAAUUCCAGCAGAGCCGCCGAGCCGCGAUGCUGAUCCAGCAGUACUACCGCAGCUACAAGGAGUGCGGCAAGAGGAGGCAGAACCGCCGGGCAGCCAGCAUCGUGCAGCAGAAACUCAGAAGCAGUCUGCUUACCAAGAAGCAGGAUCAAGCUGCUCGCAAGAUUAUGCGGUUUUUACGACGCUGCCGCCACAGCCCUCUGGUGGACCAUAGGCUGUACAAAAGGAGUGAAAGAAUUGAAAAAGGCCAAGGAACUUGAAGAUACGCAGCAGCAUCCCGUAGCAAUGUGACAUUGCUUUUCAGACUGUUUUCAUUUUCUGUUUUUAGCAGAGACAUGCAACAACAACAAAAAUACCCACUGCAGUUCUGGAAAUAACCAGCUGCAGGAUUUUAACAGUAAUGUUUUGGUCAUUGCAUUUGCACUUUCAUGGACAACUUUUAAUUUGUUCAGCAAGACAUCUUGGAACUCAAUCUUCUGUUGGAUCGUGGGGAAAACAAGACACCAGGAGGAAAUAGUGAGUUGCUUCAUUCUCCGAGGAGGAAGGAAGAAGCGAUUAAUUAUCCUUUUCAUAUAGGGCUGUAUUAAACAACAUGUGGAACUGUACAAAUAUUAUACCAAAAAUAUUGUUCAGAAAAGGUGGGAAUGCACAAGCAACACAAGAAUGCUGUUCCUGCACCUGUCAGUCAUCUCCAAGAAACUGAAGCUUUGAGAGUCUCAGUGGAGGGGCUUAGAUCAGUACAUCUUUAUUGGGUCCAUGCAUCCUCAUUUCCUUCGCACUCCUGUCCUUUGUGUUUUAUUUAAACCUCUACAGCACACUUAAUGCAACUUUUUAAAUCUGCAGGUUUUUAAUACAUCCCGUGGGAACUUACAGGAGGGGUUUGGUGUAUGAGAGACACGGGUAUUGCAUGAGGAAUGGAGAGAGCAGCUUAAGCAAGUUUUACACUUUUAUUUUGUAUUUUUACUAGAACCUGCAAACAUAUCAACUGUCAUGUACUUUCUCUCAUAUUCAGCACUUUAUUUUCUAGCCUUACCUUCAUGUACUAUUGUUUUGAUUAAGUUCUCAAAUAAUUUGUAAAACAUGUAGCUUUUUCUCUUAUGUACUUGUCAAACCUCUUGUCAUUUUGCAGAGUCACGUACAUAUGUUGCCUGGACAUUUUAUGCCACCUAAAGAUCAGUGGUGCUGCAUUCUGGCCAGUAAAUUUCUUAUUUUGGCUACUUCAUCAAAAUCUGGGCAGUUUCUGUAUAUAUAGAAGGUAGAAAUGGAAAAUGAGAAAAAAUAUUUGAAAGGGAAUAUAUUGAUUAAUUACUAAAUAUUUUAUUCACAAAGGGUCAAUAACUUGGCAAGAUAAAAUUAUUAUUUGUAUAGUUUUGUCUGAAUGAACGAGAAGAGUGUGGAUGUAUUGUUUGUACAUAUUGUAUAUAUUAAAGAGAUAUGUGCAUGAACUCAAGAAAAAGAAAUGAACAAAGCAAAGCAUUAGUGGCUAUGGUCUGUAAAAUGAAACAAAAACUUUAUUUCACUAUAAGAAACUUUAUUUUAAAUGUUCUUUAGAAGAACAUUUUUGCUAAAGCAUGACUAAAUGGCAAAAAAGAGCUACUGUAUUUAGACUUAGGAAAAAAAAGGCAGAGCAACAUUACUUUAAAAAAAAAAAAAAAAAGAAAAAAAGGAUAUGUUUACAUUUGAUUUUGGCUACCAGGAGUUUGGUUCAGUUGGGUUUAAUUUAUGUAUUCCUUCCUUCUUUUUUUUUUACCCCCGUCUUUUUUUUUUUUCUUUUUGUUUUUUUUUUUUUUUUGCCAAUGGUGCCAAGUAAUGUGAAUGCUAAUAUUGCUUAAGAAAAUUAAGUUACUUUUGCAAAGCAGAUAAUCAUAAGAGUACAAAAACCGUAUCUAGCUUAACACCAUACACUCACUCCAAUAAAGAACACUUAGAAUGAACAUAAAAUGAAAAAAAAAUAAAUAAAUAGUACGAAAGUAGAAAAUAUGUUUCACAUUUUCAUAUCUCCUGCUGGAAGUCAGAAAAUGUAAUAAAAAUUGCACAAAAAAUUUUAAAAAAUUAAGUAAAACUUAAAAAAAAAAAAAGAUGCAAACUGAUCCUGUAGGGGUGUCAUGGUAUAUUGCUAUUUCCACAUAGUGAGGAGCCAAAGAAAUUAGAUUUUUUUUAAAUUGAGCUACUAAUUUAAAACUGUCACAGAUUCUCAACAAUGGGAACCAGUUCUGAUCUUCAUUACACAGGAAUGUAAGGGAAGAAACUCCUGAAGUCCGUGUCAUUACUUGUGGGUCACGUACAUGUGUCUGAGAUCAGAAACUGCUCCUGUCUGUUUGUCUCGCUCGUGGCAGUUUAAAAUUUCUGAAUGAACUUGUGUAAAUUUGAGAUUGUUAGUUUUGGAAUAGUUGUUCUUGCUUGAUCCCGGCCACCAACUGCAAUGUUUAAACGCAAGGCUUGUUGUGAAGCCAAAAAAUAUUCACACAUAGGAAGCUUUGAAACUGGUGUCUUUAAAAGAAGAGUAAAAACAAAGAUUGUGGCAAAAAAACUGGGGUCAGUGCUCUUGGUGCCUUUUCUAUAAUUGUACCUGUUUUUAAUUACUUCUUUUCACUGCCAGCAUUGAAUUACAGUAGAUGUGCUAUAGCUCAUUAUCAGAAUUCUCUUGUACAUUUCUGAACUGCUGCUUUAUGACCUGAUUCAAUUUUAAAAAAAAAGGGAAAAAAGCAAAACAAAUGGCCUGGCGCUCACACCGUGCCUGUGGGCAGCCUCGUAGCCUGAUUUACUGUCUGCAAUUGGAACCUUAACCAUUAAAUUUUCCUCUCACGCCAAAACAGAACAGGAGACGCUGAAGAAUCUCCUUUGGAAUGAAUUGGAAAUGCUCUGUAUCAGUACUGGAAGAACUCUUGACAUUUGGAAACUGAAAUAUUGCACCCAUUAACCAAUACGUGACAAUAUAGAAUUGAUCUGUUCCUAACAAGAGUAGUGACCUCAGUGGAAAUGUUUUAACUCCUUGUCUUUCCAGAAAACCAUUCAGUAAUAUACAGAGCUAUUUCAAAUUACUCUUCCAGAUCCAUGGGCCUGGUGGUGUAUCUACUAACCUAGAUCCUGCUUCAGCCAAACGUUUAAGGCUGUGCUGGCUGUGAAGCGUGCGGGCAGUUCUGCAGCACAGCUCCAGGACUCCUGGCACGCUUGGAGCCAGUGCAGCUCCCAAGUGCUUUGUUGUGUCGGGCAGUAACCCUUCGGUGUGUCCCUGGGCAGGGAGCAGCUCUCCCCCCCAGUGAAGUGAUUCUUCGAACCCUCUUCUCGGUUGUGGAACUUAACAUUUUCACCUAAGAUAAGUAAGUGCAGCUUUCUAGGAAAAAUCCAAAUUCCCAAGUGCCAGGAGCCAGAUCUUCUGUCUUCUGAUAAUGGAAUCGCUCCUUUGUGAAACACAUUCGACAGCAGUAAUACUGUGUGAAAGAAAUACAGAAUAUAACAUGAACCCCCUCUCUGGUUGCACGCUUAUGGCAGUUCCACACAAUAGCUGGUGCCCAAUGGGGGGUCCCCAAGACUUGCAUGUAAAACUAGUAUAGAUGUCUUCUCUUUUGUAAGUUUUAUUUUUGUAACUGUGCAUGUAAAGCAUCACUGAAUCAAUGGAUCUGUUGAAGAACUCAGCUGCUGGAACCAUGCAAAAUGUUUUGAAUUGCCCUUAAAAUAUGGAAAAUGUUUUCUGAAUGCUUUAUAUUCUUUCUGCUGUAAAUUAAAAAAGAAAAUUUCCCCAUA